AUGUCAAAUAAUAUUUCAUUGACUUCAUUAUCAUUAACACAUGUAGAAUUCGAUUCAACUGACCCAAUUGCAUACAUAUUUGCGUAUAUAACUUUAUCACCUUUAGCAAUCAUGGUGGCAUAUGUAACCGUAAUAGUUUCCAGAAGAGAAGUUGCUGGUAUUAACAUUUUCAUAGGACAAUCAAUUUGUGAACUAUUUAAUGCCAUUUUGAAAAGAUGGCUGAGAGAAAAGAGACCAACAGAUAAACUUGGUACUGGAUAUGGUAUGCCAUCAUCUCAUGCACAAUUUAUUGCCUUUUUUGCAAUUUUUGCAAUUUUAUAUUUAUAUAACAGGAAUAACAAAUGGAAAUUUCCAAUUGCAUGUUUUUUAAUAAUUUUUUCAAUAUUAGUUUCUUAUUCAAGGAUUUAUUUAAAUUAUCAUACAACAAAACAAGUAUUAUUUGGUAAUUUAUUUGGAUCAAUAUUUGCAUUAGUAUGGUACAUAAUUAUAGAAUUAUUAAUUAGACCUUUAGGGUUCUAUAAAUAUUUAAUUAAUACAGAUUUGGCAAGAUCUUUUUAUUUAAGAGAUUCAGCUUUGGUUCCUGAUGUUUUGAGAUUUGAAUAUAUUUUUUGGGUGAAAUUCAAAGAUUAUAAAGAAAUAUAG
Messenger RNA from Entrophospora sp. SA101, 642 nucleotides. The record is from the annotation of a GenBank genome assembly. NCBI's taxonomy places the organism in Eukaryota, Fungi, Glomeromycota, Glomeromycetes, Entrophosporales, Entrophosporaceae.